AUGCCCAGCUGCACUGCGAUGGCAGUUGGCGCGCUGUCCAGUUCCCUCCUGGUCACCUGCUGCCUGAUGGUGGCUCUGUGCAGUCCGAGCAUCCCGCUGGAGAAGCUGGCCCAGGCGCCGGAGCAGCCGGGCCAGGAGAAGCGCGAGCACGCGUCUCGGGACGGCCCGGGGCGGGUGAGCGAGCUCGGGCGCCCCGCGAGGGACGAGGGCGGCGGCGGCCGGGACUGGAAGAGCAAGGGCGGCCGCGGGCUCGCCGGGCGGGAGGCGUGGAGCAAGCAGAAGCAGGCCUGGGCCGCCCAGGGCGGGGGCGCCAAGGCAGGGGACCUGCAGGGCCGGGCCCGCGGGGACACCCCGCAGGGGGAGCCCCCGGCUGCCGCCGCCGCCGCCGCUGCCGCCGCCGCCCAGGACGCGGCCGGCCCGGACCUGGCGCCCACGCCGGAACCGCCGGAGGAGUACGCGUACCCGGACUACCGCGGAAAGGGCUGCGUGGACGAGAGCGGCUUCGUGUACGCCAUCGGGGAGAAGUUCGCGCCGGGCCCCUCGGCCUGCCCGUGCCUGUGCACCGAGGAGGGGCCGCUGUGCGCGCAGCCCGAGUGCCCGCGGCUGCACCCGCGCUGCAUCCACGUCGACACGAGCCAGUGCUGUCCGCAGUGCAAGGAGAGGAAGAACUACUGCGAGUUCCGGGGCAAGACCUACCAGACUCUGGAGGAGUUCGUGGUGUCUCCGUGUGAGCGGUGCCGCUGCGAAGCCAACGGAGAGGUGCUGUGCACAGUGUCCGCGUGUCCACAGACGGAGUGUGUGGACCCCGUGUACGAGCCUGACCAGUGCUGCCCCAUCUGCAAAAAUGGUCCAAACUGCUUUGCAGAAACUGCUGUCAUCCCAGCUGGAAGAGAAGUGAAGACGGACGAGUGUACCAUAUGUCACUGUACUUACGAGGAAGGGACGUGGAGAAUUGAAAGACAGGCCAUGUGCACGAGGCACGAAUGCCGGCAGGUGUAGACACGGGGCAGUACAAAACAGACGUUUUUCUAGAAUAUUUUACAGACGUGAACACUCUAGAUGACUCUGGGGAAUGUCAUCCAAAAGGAGAAGACUUUUGAUGAGGAGUGUGCAAAGUUGUGCGUACCUUUUGCGCUUCUCGGUAACCGUUUCCUUCAGAAGAAGGAAAUGGGUCUAUUUCAAAACGUCCACAAGAACUUUGG
Messenger RNA from Prionailurus viverrinus (fishing cat), 1202 nucleotides. RefSeq names its product von Willebrand factor C domain containing 2 (gene VWC2). The record is from RefSeq and is a predicted model, not a curated record. Bases 1 to 999 code for a protein of 332 amino acids. NCBI's taxonomy places the organism in Eukaryota, Metazoa, Chordata, Mammalia, Carnivora, Felidae. Gene Ontology annotation, cellular component: AMPA glutamate receptor complex. The transcript has 3 exons. Gene Ontology annotation, biological process: negative regulation of BMP signaling pathway. Gene Ontology annotation, molecular function: protein binding.